CUGCCAGUCGGUCUGAGGGGGGUCAGGGUGCCCCCCCGUUGCCCGACACCCACUAAUGUGUGGGGCUCGAGGCCACAGCAUCGAAGAGAAGGUUGCGGCUGGUGAGGGGCCCUUGGGAGGCACUGCUAAUGAAGCAGAAGGCUCUGGCGGGGUGGGUUGGAAGUCUGAGAGGCGGCGUUCAGCCCAGGGCUUGGUGGCCACGAGACCGCCCAGUUCCCGUGCUGUGCCUGUCACCUCACCAGCAUAGGCCCACCUCCUCGUGGGUGGAGACCACGUGAGUUAGGCUGCUGGAGCAGGUGCUGGCUGGCUGCACACACCCACCAAGUAGUGUCUAGAUCCCACACGGGGGCUACGGCAGGAGCAGCGGCAGCAGAGGGUUGAGCGGCUGCGUGUCGAGAUGUGGGGAGAUGUGGGGAGAUGCGCUGGCAGGAAGUGGGGUGGGGAGCUCCGCUGAGGUCUGCGCAAGGGCACCUCUGAAGGUGCCCAAGCCACUGGGCCUGCUCCAGCCGGGGCCGAGGAGGAGCUACCGUGCGCAGGGCCUUGGCCUAGCUGUGGCUUCACAGGAUGGGGCCACAGGUGCCCUCGGCCCCUCCUGUCCUCUGGGUCCUAGGGUGCCUUGCCUUGUUCCUCUGGCUGUGGACACUGUGCACAGCCUGCCACAGUCACUGCUGAGACAACACUGCCUCUGCUCCCUCAGCAAGUCAGACACCAGACUGCAUGAGCUGCACCGGGGCCCAAAAAGCUGCAGGGCCCCUCGACCUGCCAGCGUGGAUAUCCUGCACCCGCGAUGGCUGGAAGUGCCCAGAGGCACCAGCAGACCUCUGACAGCCUUCUCACACCGAGAACUGCCCCGGGCGACGCCUGCUGCCACCUUGCCCUCCAUCUGCCCCGAGGCCACCUAUUCCAAUGUGGGGCUGGCUGCCCGCCCUGUGGUGUGGGCAGGGGCACGGCUGACCAGCAGCCAUGCCAGGCCCGGGCCUGAGGCCGGACCCGGGGUGGCUGAGUAUGCCUGUAUCCAGAAGCUCGAGGGGACAGAUCAAGGCCCCCAAAGCCUCAGGCAGUGGAAGGCCGAGGUGACCCCAGCUGUUCAGGUGGACAUCCUGUACUCCAGGGUUAAGAAGCCUAAAAAGAGGGACCUAGGACCUGCCACAGAUCAGCUGGACCCCAAGGGCAGAGGAGAAAUUCCGGCUCUGGGAAGUGACCAGGCCUACGAGACCCUCCCACUCAGGGGCCUAGGCAUGGAUGAUGGCCUCCCAGACAAUGUGUACGAGACUAUCCAGGAAAUGGGGGCCCCUGAGCACCCGGAGCCCUCUGGCUGUAGCUAUUAGCAUAAGAAAAGAGGACAGAGGCAGGGCAUGGGGGCUCCCUGCUUCCCCAGUUUCACCCCAGAGAGGGGCAUCCAACCCCUAUCUGCCUUGAACAACCAAGUAUAGACGGUCAUCCUUCCAAAGUAGUGCCCAACGCCUAUUCCCUGUCCGCCCCCCCCCCCCAGCUGGCAGCGCAAAGUCCAGAUCCCAAGGCUUCUAGCCUGUGAGGUCCCUGGGGGUCCUGGCCCCCAUGGCCUCUUGGCCUUUCGCAAGAUCUUAAUAAAUACCCAGCACAGGAAGGAUGAAUACA
Felis catus (domestic cat) is the source of this 1617-nucleotide messenger RNA. It is a transcript of the gene LIME1, whose product is annotated as Lck interacting transmembrane adaptor 1. Gene Ontology annotation, molecular function: protein kinase binding. The transcript is spliced from 5 exons. Lineage: Eukaryota; Metazoa; Chordata; Mammalia; Carnivora; Felidae. Gene Ontology annotation, biological process: regulation of non-canonical NF-kappaB signal transduction; B cell receptor signaling pathway; regulation of canonical NF-kappaB signal transduction. The record is from RefSeq and is a predicted model, not a curated record. Bases 408 to 1328 code for a protein of 306 amino acids. Gene Ontology annotation, cellular component: B cell receptor complex.